Molecule: messenger RNA, 1989 nt
Organism: Gekko japonicus
Lineage: Eukaryota; Metazoa; Chordata; Lepidosauria; Squamata; Gekkonidae
Gene: CCDC60
Product: coiled-coil domain containing 60
Exons: 15
Coding region: 1-1989 (662 amino acids)
Source: RefSeq, a predicted model, not a curated record
AUGCCGGCAAACCCAAAAACAGACCCUCGUUACUUUGUCCUGGUCAAGCCUUUGCCCAUCCCAACCCAGAAAGGUCGGAAGGUCCAGGCACGAAGCAGCACCGUCUACAAUUGCUGGGACAACACAAGAGAGCAAGUUUUCCGGGAGAACUAUCACAGGAGGGCCAAACAGCUUACGCAGCAAGGCUACUUUACCCCCAGUUGGAGACCUUAUCAAGAUUUUGGAGAGCCUCUUUACCUCGAACCAAAGAAACUCACCCUCCAUGGCCUGGGACAACUGCCCCCGGAGCUCCUCAGAGAUGAUGUCUGCUCUGCGCUGGAAGAAGUAGUGGAACUUGAGGAGCCGUCAAGUGUCAAGAGGACUCCGACAAAGGAGCCUGAGAAGAAACCUGUACAUUUUAGAUACAUAGAAAAGGAUCUGAGGAACCUCCAUAAAGACCUUGUACACACGAGGCAUUUAAUAAACUCUGUGAAGAUGGGGCGAGGGUAUUUCCACAUGCUUCAUGGAGAAACACUGGAGAGGAAAAACAUGCUUAUGUUGGAACAGCAGAGAGAAGAGCAGAGGCGGAAAACUGAAUUCCAGCCCCCCAAAUAUCCAUCAUCAUCUGACGAGGACACAUCUGAUGAAGAUAUCACUGACUUCUUUUUAACAGAAUGUCCCCUUGUGAGGGAGUCGGAGAAGAAGAAGAAGAAAAUUAUCCGACCUUUCACUCCUGUCCAUAACGGUCUGACAGCUUCAAAGCACCCGGAAGCGCAUUUUGAGUCCCUGUUUCGGCAGCUCUGUGCUCUCCAUUGGUUCUUGGAAGCCUUGACUCUUGAGCCCAAUACCACCAUGAAGCCUCUGAUCACCUGCUGGAAUCCAAAGGAUUAUGGUGGAAGCAGAAAUUCCUUCAAGGUGAUCAAUAAAGAAAAGAAUGUGAAGACUCGAUGGGAGCACUUCCUCACCCACUCAAAGGGUAGAAGAUACACCCAGAAAGCAUUCCGUGGGCUGGGCCCCAAGAAGUUGCCCAAAAAGGCAUCCAUCAUGAGCUUCUCCAAAAUGAGCGGGCUGUCCUCCCCACACAGCAAGACCACUCUGGGUAGCACCAGUUCCCUGACGCCCGGCUCCGAAGAGGUGGUCCCACAUUCUUCAGAUGGUGCCAAGGAAGGCGAAGAGAUGGAGUCUAGUUACAGCAAGCCAACUAAGGAAACGAAGGAAGAGGAAGAGCCUAUGAGUUACUAUCUGCAGACAUUACUCCAGAUGAUCCAUGAAGACGUGGCAAAGAAUUUCAGUAAAGAAUAUUUGAUCUCAAACCCCAAACCGCCCUCGUACGUCACCAUGCUGAGAUCCGAGCCAGACAGUGACAUGUCGAUCGGGCAAAGGGCUAAAAGCUCACAUUCGUCUUCAAAGGAGGACAGAAACAGCUCUGGAGUAAUGAGAGAAGAAACCCCGGUGGAGCAAAGGCCAAAGAGCUCUUUCAUUAGGCGAAAGGCGAACCUGUGCAAUGAGAUGAGGGAGCUGUUUUACGAUGUGACCCAGGAAUCGGCUUUCAGGCUGCACGACCAGCUGGACAUUCUGGAGAGGAGGCGAGAAGAGAAGAGCAUACAGAAAUAUCGGUGUCUGAAGCACAUUACAAGGUUGCGGAAAGACCUCGAGCGAAUGAGGCAGGCAGUCCGGAAGAAUGAACCAAAGCAGGCUGCGGAGGAGGAGAACUGGUUUGUUACUCUUCUGGACAAGAUCCCUGAUGAUGUCAUGGAAGACCAUCGGACCCAAAAAGUCCUGAGGAAACUGGAAAAGUUUGCCAGAAAUCCGGACUUACGAAUCCGACCCCCCACGUUCUUGAAAGUCUUGGGGGAACUACGUGUUUGGGAAAUCUGUUCUCCAGACAUCAGUGCAGCUUUACAGUUUUUGCGGGAAAAUAUUGUGGGGAUGCCUGAGGAGGAUUACAGACAGUGGCUGCAGAGUCGAGUUCCAAUCCAGAAACGAGCCCGUAGUGCCCCACCGCUAUGA